CACAGGAGGGAAGCGCAGCGGGAAAAAAUGAGGGAAGAGGAGCGCAAGAAGUUUGCGAAGGGCAUCCAAAGCUCAGGCCCUAACGGUACCAAUGCAAAUGGAAAGUCUCCAGCAAGUCGCGGCAAUCGAGGUGGGCUCGACUCGAAAGCUUCCGUUAACACGAAGGGUCAGCUCGUGUGGGAUUGACUCGCAACCACUUCUCCUGCCUCAUUCUCUCCCUCCCUCCUUUGCAUACUGCGUCUCACCUCUACCUCAUGCCCGAACGAACAUCCCUUCGAUCAAUACAAAUGAACAUUCCCUCUUCUUGUGCGACUUCUCUUCCAACGGCUCAACAAUGACAUUGUCCCUACGAAUAUCAUCCACUACAGACUAUCCAAUCUGCAUCCAUUGCUCGCGACCAGCGCGUGCGAUCUACAAGCACUAUACAGCGAAUCUCGUCGUCUUACUGCCCUGCAGCGGAACCAGCUGUGGUGGCUUUAUCGACUCAUAUGCCGAAGAGGAAUACAGAGAUUCAGGCAGCAGUAGGGUCACCACCAGCUGGGUGGAUCUGAUCCUGGUCAAGCCGAGAGCCUAUCGGCACUUCCUAUACAAUACAAGAUUCUUAUUGCCAAAAAGCCAGAGUCCCCACGGCAAGCUGGAGAAGGGGCACCAAUAUAAUCUCUCAGAUCAUAAGGAGGAGCAAGAACACCCAAAUCGCCGCGCCUGGCUUACCGUCGCCAAGAGGUUCACGGCAUUGAGUCUCGUAGAUGCUUAUCUACGCUGGUUCUAUCUAUGUGCAUACGGGCAGUCGUCUUUCACCAACCCUUCUACUCGAGCAUACGAGAGUCUCCCGCAAUACAGUCUACCACGACUACUAGUAGCCGGCCUCGAUGUCAUCUUCUGGAGGCGGCGCACUGGCAGACCAAAUGCCACAUACGCCAUGGGCGCGAGCUACUUUCUUGUCUGGGCUAGCACCUUUGCCGAGACUCUGGCCCUCUAUGGCACAGUCUCACUCUUCUCAACGCUUUAUGUGGCGUCAGUGCGCUUGUUGCGGCAAUUCCGUCGUAUAGAAAUGGGCGAAGACAUCACUUUGCCUUCUGAGGGCUCAGCGCACAGCACUUCUACUGAAGACGAGGAUAGUGAUGGCGCUGUCGAGGACGCAUCCGCAUUCCUCCUGUCCCCCUCCAAAGAAAGUCAAGAGGAGCUCCACGCAGGGAUCACAGGGCCUGCUGCUGAACCGCUGGAAGGCGUUGACAUGAUUGACCUCUACCGAGCUCACCUGGUUCCAACAGCGCUGCUACUCUCCUCGCUCUCCACACUGAUCUUACUUUGCAUCGUACUCCUCUGGGAGAGCAAGCUGCCGCGACCUUCUUCAGUCGCUCCAGUGCUCAGCGCUCCUCCUAGGUCGGGACUGAGCAGCUCACAUCUAUUGCCGAUCUGGCUCUCUCAGAGCGCCCCCGUAUCACUGAUGAUCGACGAGAUGAUGAGUCUUGUUGGAAGCACUUUUUCUACCGACUUUGCUGUGCGGACGCUACUGGGCGGCCUCUCAGCUGGUGUCUCCCUAGCCGUGAUCCACCCACGGUCACCACUCCUGACAACGUCACUUCUCCUACUGGGCUGGCUCGCAGCCUCACUUGUGCGGUCACACUUCACCCUUCUACCAUCGCCCGAUGUGGGACCUGGCACUUCGGCCGUACAGGCCGGCAUCGGCCAAGGUUUCGUCUGGCAGGAUGUCCGCGGGGCGAGGUCUGUGUAUUGUGCUGCUCCAGCAUGAACGUCGAGCAUCACAAAUGUGUUCAUAAUCCUAUUACAAGUACAAGGUAUUUACAAAGUAUGAUGUGAAGUAGCACGCCAAGAGGACCUCUUAGAUCAUAGCAGUAAUGGCGAAGCUUCCGAUGCUUCCGACGGCCAGACCAAGAGCCCCACGAUGAAGAUACUCGUAGCGACCAGACCAUUCGACAGGCCAAAGAAGAAUAGGAUGGUGAAGAAAGCCCAAUCGGGUAGGGC
Molecule: messenger RNA, 1986 nt
Organism: Microstroma glucosiphilum
Lineage: Eukaryota; Fungi; Basidiomycota; Exobasidiomycetes; Microstromatales; Microstromataceae
Exons: 5
Coding region: 92-1753 (553 amino acids)
Biological process (GO): sterol metabolic process; intracellular sterol transport; sphingolipid metabolic process
Cellular component (GO): cortical endoplasmic reticulum; Golgi apparatus
Source: RefSeq, a predicted model, not a curated record